Messenger RNA from Cyanistes caeruleus (blue tit), 3021 nucleotides. Lineage: Eukaryota; Metazoa; Chordata; Aves; Passeriformes; Paridae. The record is from RefSeq and is a predicted model, not a curated record.
GGCAACAAUCCCUCUCUUUAAUGUCUCCCAGGUUAUUCAGAAUUAGUUCUCAUGUCAGCAGAAAGCUCGACCGUCACAGUUCGUCUUGUGCGCUCUUUUGAGCACCGUAAUUUCAGACCUGUGGUGUACCAUGGCGUCCCCUUGGAUCAGACAGUGAAGGAGUUCAUCGCUUUUGUGCGCAAGGAUGUGUCUUCAAGAACAGGACUUCCUCCUCCUUUUAAAAAUUACAAGUAUGAUACAAUGAAGAUUAUUCACCAAGCACACAAAUCUAAGACCGGUGAACUUGUAGUGAGUUUGGAAGAUGAUGACAAACUGAUUUUGAAGGAAGACAGCACGCUGAAAGCAGCUGGAGUAGCAAAUGAGACGGAAUUAGCAUUCUUCUGUGAGGAAGAUUACAGAAACUACAGAGCUAAUCCUGUUUCGGCCUGGUGAAGAUCCCAAGAGAUUGUUUUGUUUUCCCAUACCUGUUGUAAAUUUUCCUUAUUCUGCUUAAUGAGAUUUUUCUUAAAGAUCAAUAAAUCCUAGAGGAUUUCUUUGCAAACAGUGCAAUUCCCUUCCUAUAGAAAUUAAUUUCUGUCAAUAUGCUGAGGCUGAGAGAAGAAAAACUGGGGGACAUAAAUGACUUUUUUCUUCCUCCCUUUUCUUUUUGCUGUGCUUGGCUCUUGAGCCUCAGGCAGUGCCAUCCCUGACCCGUGACACGUUCUUGGUGUGAUCCCACAGCAGACAGUUACUGCAUAUGGAAAUUAUAGAAUGCACAGGAUGAUCCCAUCACAGUACUAACUUCUAAUGAAAAUGAAGUGAAACCUCCUUCAAAUGAAAUGAAAUGUUUUAUGACCAAAUCACUGGGUAUUUUAAAGAACUUGAGAAGAGAAUCUCUCUGUUUCAAGUCACAGCUUUACUUCUCUCAUUUUAUGUUUGGUCUCUUUUGUUUGAAUAGUGCAGACUGGCCAGUGUUUCAUGCUUUUCAGUGGUGAAUGCUUUCCAUUAUCCUCUCUUCCAGCCCUCUUUAGCAUGCUGAAAGGGACAAAUGUCUGUUGGGAGGCUUUUGUGUCCAAGGACCAGCUCGCCUGUUUGUAGCUUUACUUCAUGGAGACACCUUCACACAGGGGUAGCAGCUCGAGUUCUGCCAGGAUGUCAGUGUGCCUAAGUAGGAAUUGGGCAUUUUUCCAAGUGGAGUGAAAGCUCAUGGUUUCAGUUUUAAGAAUAAAACCUGAAUGAUUGCAUUUUUUGCGAGGAGAGGCCCAGUCUGUGAGCCACAUGCCUUCAAGACUGGAAUUGAUUCCUUUAUGCUUUCCAUGAGUCAAAUACUCUGUUGCUAUGUGUUUGUUCUUGGUAAUGCUGGGCUUUCCUACUACAUGAACCAAAUUAAGAAUAAUAGAAAAUAAUCAUGUAUCCAAUAAAGUACCUUUAGGUAGAGAUUACUUAUGAAGUGCUCUUUAGGGGGUACCAACAUGGGAAACUGUGCCUUUAAGCCUCCCUUCACUCAAAUAGGAAUGAUGCUGGCUCUCUGCCUUAGCAGGCUUUUUGGGCAUGGGCUCUGCUAAAUUGAAUGAGAGCUUAUGUGCAAUUGCUUUAGACCUACACAUCUACACUGAGCUCUGGGUGAGAGCUGACAAUGCUAUAUCCAUGACACUUUAUGGAGGAGUAACCCUACCAUUUCCUAGAGCUUUGAUUAUUGUUUUUACUGUCAUGUGUGGUUUCCAAAGUCCCCAAGUAAAAUUUCCCUUUAUUUUAGAUGUAGGGCCAAAGAACCGUCUGUGUAUUCAUCCCACCUAAUUUUCCUCAUCUUUCCUGAGAACUCUCUGGUUUAGGCUGUUUUACUCACCAACAGCUUUGCUUCAGAGUUUUAUUCUCUAGUGAAAGAACUCUACCGCUUUCUCAACUGUGAUUAAAAUAUUGUAUCUUUGUCUUGUAAGGAGGAAGUCACUGAAGUCACCUGUGUUCUCCCAGGAUGUAGGUGCCAUUAUGCAUGCCCUGAUGAAUUUAAGAGGAGAAUUUACCUCUUGCUUCUCCUUCUGUCCAGGCAGCCUCUCUGUUGAUGCUACCUGCUCCCCAAACAUGGCCCCAUGUUCAGCUGCCUUCUUAGAGAGUCUGUCAUGUUUGCAGAUUUAUGUGGUUAGUACAAGUUUGUGCUCAUCUUCUCAGACAGUUCGAGCUGAUGCAUUGCACUCCAGACUAUCUCAUCUUUGUUCAGCCAAAUUUAUAAUAAUGGAGGUAACUUUGUAAGAACAGACAGUGUGCCAGAGACAUCAGUGUCAGGCUGGCCUGCCAGGGCAUCUAAAUGGUGUCUGUCACCACAUGCAGGCUCUCAGACUGAGCAAGCACUUCCAUUCUUUUCCUCCUGUUCUAGGGAUUUGAAUUUGGUUUCCAGCCCUUUCAGACAGAUUUUGUGACCCCUUUUCUCUAAAGCAUUUGUGUUUGAAAGAUUCACCACAUUUUAACAAUUGACUUUUCUGGGCUUGUGAAGUUCCAAACUUGCAGUGUCACAUGAAGUGUGGUACAAUGGAAGAGCAAUUCUACAGUAUCCUUGAGAAAAAUGGUAAAUGUUCAAGAUAUUCAAGAAUGAUGUGAUUGGCACUCCAGAUUAACUUCUCUUUCCAAGGGAAGAGUUAAACUGCUUUGUGAGCUCUGUUCACUCUGGCAAUGGCACUUCAUUGGCUUCUUUCUCCAGCAGCACAGUGGAGCCUUUUGUAAUGCCCUCAAUGGCCAUACUUGUAAACUGGUUUCUUCCUGAAGUGUUUUUCUACUGUGGUUGUUGCUUUUUCUGGAUUGUUUUUGGUUUGUUUUUUUGUUGUUUUUUUUUUUUUAAUGGAACUUACAGUAAUGCUUCUUUCAAGUAAACCUCACAAAACUACAGAUAAUAACUGAAAACUUGCUAGGAAAGAUGCUGUUCCAACAUUUCUUUGGUGGGAUAUGGUACAGCCUUGUAUCAAAGUAGGUUUGAUUCCAGAAUUGUUGAGUACUGAACGAAAUCUCUGAAUAGUGGCUAAGAAAUUAGUAAAGACUGAGAUGUCUGUCUGA